CGAGUUUAGUGGGCCCUCCUCUAACGUUCAGUCAAUAUUUGCAGAUCGACCCAAGUAGAUCACUUUCGAUUUCAUCCGGUGCCGAGCUUCAGCGCGAUACGAAAGUGAGAGACUUAAGUAAAUAUACCGGGCGUCGAGAAAUGACCGUAACCGUUUAGGUAUAUAUUGGAGCGUCGACAUCAUGAGAUUUUUAGGUGUUGUAUUUCUGGCCAUCCUUGCCUGUACCGCGGCCAGGAAUUGCCCGGCGAGGAAGUCUAAUUCCAAGUUGUUCUGCUACUACGGCAAGCUGACGGACGUUGAUAAUUGCUAUUGCACGCACGCGAUCCUCCCGGCUAACUCCGACGUCAAAGCCAUCGAGAGGGCCAGGGAACACCUGAAGGGUGUGAAGGUCCUGGUCACAGUCAACGAGUUCAACCAGGGCCUGGUCAACUUGUUGAAGAACAGCAAAGUGGACGGUUUGGAGAUAAACCUGAAGAAGUUAGAUUCCAAAGAUGACAUCAACGAAUUCAUCAGCACUGUUAGGAGCAAGCUGGGAUCAGAUCUGUACCUCGCUCUUUCCGUCCCGUCAAGCGCCGACAUAUUGGCCAAAUAUUACGACUUCAAGAGCUUGUCUAAGCACACCGACCUCUUCAUCCUCCAGACUGCGUUCUUGGGAGCAUCGAAGAAUGUUACCUUCCAUCCCAGUAGGCUGUCGGGCAUGUGGGACAUGCAGAACACUGAUUCUGUGGUUGAUCUAGUGAGCGGUUUGGGAGCGCCUCUAUCGAAACUGGUCAUCUCGGCACCAGUCCAAGCCUUCCAGUUCACUCUCCAAAAUGAAGAGUACACAGCACCAGGAAGUCCUGCUUUGGAGGUGAAAUCAUUAACGAGAAACGAACUUUGCGAAAUUAUGAAUGGAGCGACCAAUUGGACUUUGGAAAGAGACGAGGAUCAAGCUGGUCCGUACAUAUUCAGCAAGAACCAAUGGAUCGCCUUCGAGGACCCCACCAGUAUGGACAUCAAGGCCAAAUAUUCCAGGGUGCGCGGCUUAGCGGGAAUGGCCCUAAAGGACGUUUCCCAAGAUGGCGGUGAUGAUUGCGGUUCGUCCAUAUUGGAAGCUGCCUACAACGGGCUGUCCAGACAAGCCAGGGCACCUCGUGGUGCCGUGUUGCACUCUUUGGAGCGCGAGAUCAAGGAGGCCAGCCAGCCUUUGGACCACGUCCACGUGUCGCCUUAUCGCAUAUCCAGAAUCAUCGACGUUGAGGGCAAAAUCCACACUGUUAGACAGGACACAAGGACGGAAUUCGUCUGCUCGCGUCAGGGCUACUUCGUGCAUCCACGCUCUUGCAACCGCUUCUACCGCUGCGUGAAGUUCGACCAGCUGGUGGACGAUUUCAACGUAUUCGAAUUCGACUGCCCCGCAGGUCUGGCCUUUGACGAACGCGUGGAGGUGUGCGUCUGGCCAGGAAGUCUCCCUCACGGCACGCCGUGCUCCGGAAGCAGCGAAAUAGCGCCCGUGCCGCGGCAGAGAUUCGUUUGCCCGGCUGAGCAAGGAUAUUACGCCGACCCCGAAAACUGCCGCUGGUUCUUCGCCUGCCUCGACCACGGAAAAUCCCCUCUUACCGCCUACGAAUUCAGGUGUCCCUUCGGCCUCGUCUUCGACUCGGAUCGGCUUAUGUGCGAAUGGCCGUGGUUGGUACCGAAAUGCGCAAGCGGCCUUGGUGUCAAUCUAGCUUCCGAAUACGUCUAUGGAGGAUAUUCCUCAGGACAAGGCGUAGGACUACUCCUAGAACAAUACGACGGACUUGGAGCACUAGGUGCCGUGAAAUUAGGAGGAAUUACCGGCAAAAUCGAACAACCAAUAGUUUACAGUAACGUGGGAACCGCUGGUUUGGGCUAUAACAGUGGUGGUUACGUUAACCAAGACGGUUACAUAAUUGGAAAUGGAAUAGGACUGGGUGGUUUGAGUUAUAAGGCUGCGCAGUCACUACAAAACGCUGGAUUACUUCGAUCUGACUUGGGAGCUGCAGCAGGAGCAGCAGCUGCAGCUGGAGGAUACCAACAGGGAGCUAGUGGCGCCGGGUUAGGUCUAGUACAUCAACAAGGAGCUCUAGUACAUCAACAAGGAGCUGGUGCUGCAGGAUUGAGUCUAGUACAUCAACAAGGAGCCGGUGCUGCUGGAUUAGGUCUAGUACAUCAACAAGGAGCCGGUGCUGCUGGAUUAGGUCUAGUACAUCAACAAGGAGCUGGUGCUGCCAGAUUGGGUCUAGUACAUCAACAAGGAGCCGGUGUUGCUGGAUUAGGUCUAGGAUAUCAACAAGGAGCUAGCGUUGCUGGAUUGGGUGUAGGAUAUCAAGAGGGAGUUGGGGUUGCCGGGUUAGAAGGAUAUCAACAAGGUGGUAGUAUCGCUGGAGUGGGUCUAGGAUAUCAACAAGGAACUGGCACCUCAGCAGGUCACUAUUCUGGACAAGGAUCGGCCUCGAGUGCAGCUGGUUUAGGAACAUCCAAACAAUACCAGUACAACUCUGGAGCAAGUGGAUUGGAAAUAAACGAUGCCAACUUGAAUGUAGCUGGAGCAUAUGGUGCUAAAACCUCAAACGCUGAUGCACUAAACACUCAGUAUGUUUCUGGUGUAGUUCAUGCAGGUGCUAAUCUUGGCGCUGGUGCAGAUUAUAACGCAAAUGCUAACGCUAACGCUUUUGGAGCUAAAUCUUCACAAAAUCAACUCCAGUACCACGGAAAUGUUGUUGCUCAAGGUGGAGUAGGCGGUGCGGAAUACCGAACGAAUUUGGCUUCAGGUUUGGACAACGCUGGUCUCAACUUAGGAACAGUAAGCACUGGGCAUACACUUGGAGAGCUGAACGCUUUACAUGUACAAGGAAAUCUUGGACAUGCUGCAGGCAGUGGAGCAAUUUCUUCACAGAGCUUCACUCAGUAUCAUGGUCAAACUGGACAGACCCUUCAAGCCAAUGCUGGCGCCGAUUUAGGAAAUCAUGGUGUAAAUGUUGUUGUUGGCAAUGGUGGUCUCAACCAGGACGAAUUAAAUUCUGUACAGUAUGGAGACAACAUAGGAAUUGGUUUAGGAUACAACGCUGACAACGCCUUUGGACUGAAACUGAACCAAAACGUCAACCUUGGACAAGGUGUAGACUACAACGCAGGUAACGCUUUCGGCGCUAAAUCGUCCCAAACCUUCACUCAGUACCAUGGAGGAUCCGUCGGUCAAGGAGUUGCAGGAAAUAUUAACAUAGUAGGCGGUGGAUAUUCCGCGGUAGGAGAAGCAAAAUCUGGAGUUGAAAUAAAUGGCCAGAGCGGCGAUACUACCUUACAUUCAACGGCUUCGCCCAUUUCGGUCACCACGUUCGCUUCAGUCCCAACUGUCACAUCAGUGCCCAUUCCCUCACUGAAGACCGGAUCCGGUUUCGAAAGUUAUAAGGGCGGAGUGGUGGCUAACGUUCCCCAAUUGCAAUACAAGGUUCACGACAGCAACGAACUAGCUAACAUUUCUGCUAGCUUUGUGAAAUUCGUGCCCACAACGCCAUCUGCUUUACUAGUAAAUGAAGGAUACGAGUACCAGAAACCGGCCACAUUUUUCAAUCAGAAUAAAUACAGGGGUGGUGGCGCUGGGGCAACCAGUUAUAGUUAUCAAUCUCUAGAUUCAUCUGCUAAUAAGGGCGAAUAUGUCUACACAAAUCCAUCCGUUACAGAUGGAGGUGUAACAGUUUCAGGUUAUAGUGGAUCAUCAACCGUUAGACCUGCCGUCACAGUCGUUCAACAAAAUGUAAUCCCUACAGUUUCGCUACAGAAAAAUGAGGGAUACGUAUACUCAAGACCAAACAUAGCUUUUGAAGAAGGUCCAGCCAAGACAGUAUCCAGUUUCAGCAUUUCUAGCACCCCUAAACCUGUUACGUUUGUGCAACAACAAGUACAACCUAUUGUUUCUGUCCAACCAAUUGUUUCCGUACAACCCGUUGUACAUCAUCCCACCGUUUCAACUUACCAAAGACAAAAUUAUAUCUCGGGAGGAUACAAAUAUGAACAACCGGCUGUCGUAGUUUCCUCUACAGUCCAACCCAUUGUGAAACAAAGACCUCAGGUAUACGUCUCUUCCACAGUCGCUCCAAUUGUUGAACAAAACGUACACGUACAACCCGUCGUUUCAUCCUACAGUUUUGCACAGAACGUCGCAUCUGAAGGAUACGACUAUCCCAAACCUUCUGUAGCUUUUGAAGAACGACCAGUGGUUCGCCCUGCUGUUAUUUCCAAAUUCAGCAUCAGGAAACCAACAGUACAACCCGCUACUGUUACGUACAACGUACAACAACCUGCUGUUGUAGAACAAAAAAUAGUCCAACCAGUAGGUGCUUCAUUCAGUUAUCAACAAGAUUAUAAGUCAGAAGGUUACAAUUACCCCAAACCAUCGAUAGCCUUCGAAGAAAGGCCAGUUGUACAACCUGUGGUGUCGACUUACCACUACCAGCAACCAGAAGUUCGGUACGGAUCAGUACAACCCACGUACACCUAUCAGCAACCUGCUGUUACCAGUUAUACGUACCAAGAUGUUGCACAGAAGGCUGUAGGUGUAUACCAACCAGACGCUAUUUCCACUUACAGCUACGCCACUUCAACGCCUAAAUCUGUAGUUUUGGAACAAAAAGUCAGACCAGCUGUGGUUUCCAGUUAUAGUUACACACCUUCCACCACUAGCGCACCCGCAGUUGCGGUACAAAACGUUGAAUUUGGCGGUUAUGACUACCCCAAACCUGCAGUAUCCUUUGCGGAAGGACCAACGCCUGUCGAUACAUACGAUAACAGACAACUCGUACAAGAAGUACCAUUCGUAAAGACGAAGGCUUACGUUACUGGCAACGCGAAGAGUUAUCAAUAUAACCAGCGUUUCGAGACGCCUGUUGCUCCGGUGGUCGUAGAAAAUUAUCAAGCCCCAGUGAAAGCAUCGGUUGCUCCGGUAGUUGUAGACAAUUACCAAGUUCCGAUCAGUACACCAGCCACUCCUGUCGUCGUGGAAAAUUACCAAGCUCCCGCAAAAACUUACAGUCAAUCAGUAGACACGUCAAACACGUACUUCUUUAAUAACGUAAAUUCUGUCAGUAGCACACCAAUUUACCAACAAGAACAUUACUCUGCACCCGUUUCGUUUGUACAGACCACUCCGAGACCAAACUAUAAAUCAGUUAUAUCUUCCGUGUCAACAGCCAAGGUAACGCCUACGCAAGCACCUAACUUCUACUAUUACGACAGCAGAUUAUCCUCCACUCCAAAAACAACUGUAGCGGAAGGUUACGUCUAUCCACAACCAAAGAUCCAGUUUGAAGAAAGACCAUUACAACCCGUGGUAUCCACAACUUAUUUGCCACCGACUAGAGAAUACUUGCCAGCUCAAACCAGCAAACCAAUCUCUAGUUAUUCCUUCAGCUCUUUAGAUGCUCAAUAUCAAACUCUGUCCACGCCUAGACCGUUCACUGUGUCGACAACUCCGUUGGUUAGAGAAUAUAUUCCGGUAACUUCGAAGAUACAAGUUACCACACCUCAGCCUGUAUUUGUGGUACCAGAAGUAUCAACACCUGCUGCUUAUGUUCCUGUCAGAUCUAAGAUUAGAUACACCACAAGCAGACCUGUGGAAAUCACCGCUCCUGCUAGGAAAUACAUUCCAGUUAGUGUUACCACUACUCCUAUAUUCGCACCAACCGCAAACUACAUACCUAGCUCGCCUUUGGUGGAAGUAUCAUCUAGAGCUCCCUUGGAGGUAACAACGCUUGCCAGGGAAUAUUUACCUGUUAGGUCAAGAGUAAGAGUUACUACAGGUGCACCUCUUGUGGACACUAGAAGACCUGCGAAGAUCACAAUUAUCAAACAAAACGACCUACAUCCUAUGCUAGCUGCUAAACUAGGAGCACAAUGUACUUGCGUGUCGAACGCUUUGAGCCUGCGCAAGAAGCAGAAGAUUAUCAUAGUAGAGGACGAUGAUGACGAUGACGGUUACGUCGUAGCUAACGAAGGUGGUAAAGUUGUGGAAAACUACCAAUACAACCCCCAAGAUACCAUCGCGAUAACUCCCAACCCUCAAGUUUACGUGCAAAACACCGCCAGUCAAGCUUUGGUCGCGCCAAAUCCAACCUAUGCCGUUAGAAAGCGUGUCAGAGUUCGUCCUGUGACUCAACCGGUUACUGACGCUGUGGGGGUGUUCCUGAAGAACGAUAUCACCCCUGUCGGGGCUUCUGACGCGGAGAUCGCCAGCGCUGUUAGAACCGGAUUGAACCUAGUGAAGCAAGCUGCCAAGGAAGGGGCGGAGGAUGCUCUUACUGGCUAUGGAGGUGCUAAUGUUAGGGACACGAUCGACUGUCAAAGGGCAGGUCUCUUCAGACAUCCUAACCAGUGCAACAAGUUCUACGCUUGCAGAUGGGAUUGUACCAAGAACAAGUUCACCCUCCACACCUUCAACUGCCCAGUUCAUCUGACCUUCGACAACUCACUUGGAGCUUGCAACUGGCCCAGCCAAGGACCGGCCUGUCUCGAGAACACCCUGCUGCCCAGCGAAUAGAGAGGUGGAGAAGCGUUUGUAGGUUUUAAGGAGUAUUUAUUUUUUUUUGCAUACGUCAUUUUACUAUUUAUUGCAUCGUACCAUCUUCUGGCUUCACGCUUUUGUCUGGUGGAAUGGAAGGUACUGUCGACUAAACGUCUUGUUCAUAAUGCCAUUUAGUUUUAGUCUUAGCGUCGAGAUUUUGUAUAUUUUAUUUUUGUAACAUAUUUUUUGUAUAAACCGUAAUUUAAUUAGGUAGAAAAUAAA
Anoplophora glabripennis (Asian longhorned beetle) is the source of this 6781-nucleotide messenger RNA. RefSeq lists its product as uncharacterized. NCBI's taxonomy places the organism in Eukaryota, Metazoa, Arthropoda, Insecta, Coleoptera, Cerambycidae. Gene Ontology annotation, cellular component: extracellular region. The transcript is spliced from 6 exons. Gene Ontology annotation, biological process: chitin catabolic process; carbohydrate metabolic process. Gene Ontology annotation, molecular function: chitinase activity; chitin binding. The record is from RefSeq and is a predicted model, not a curated record. The coding region runs from base 182 to 6535 and encodes 2117 amino acids.